AUGAGCACAGCAGUCGGCGAAGACAUGUCUGCCCCCGCUCGCGCCUCCGUGCUGAUCGCAAAUCUAUCCUCAGUCUCAAAACGCAUUGCUGCAGCAUCAAACGGCCGAAACAACCACAGUGAAACCAGCCCCAGCUCCAGCGCCGGCCCUGUUGCUGCGACCUCGACCAGCGACAGUAAUAAUAGCUCUGCAGCUCCUCCCGUGCGCCUCGUCGCAGUAUCCAAACUAAAGCCGGCCUCUGAUAUCCUUGCGCUUCACUCCCCACCUACAUCCCACCUGCACUUCGGAGAAAAUUACAUGCAGGAACUCCUUGAGAAGUCCAAGGCCCUGCCCCCCGAAAUCAGAUGGCACUUCAUCGGCGGACUGCAGUCGAACAAAUGCGUUACACUUGCACGCGAAGUACGGGGACUAUGGGCCGUUGAGAGCGUGGAUACAGAGAAAAAGGCGUCAUUGCUGGAUAAAGGCUGGGGCGAACGAGCGGAAUUCAAGCAGAAAGAAAACGACGCCAAUGGACCUUCGGACAGACGGCUACGCGUGUUUGUGCAGGUUAAUACAUCGGGAGAAGAGAAUAAAUCAGGCAUACAGCCAGGCGAGCCUACGCUGGAACUCUGUCGGUUUAUCAGAGAAAAGUGUCCUCGGCUGAAACUCCAGGGUUUAAUGACUAUUGGGGCCAUCGCGCGAUCUAAGGCUACUACGCCGGAAAACGAGAAUGAAGACUUUGCUUGUCUACGGGAUACAAGAGAUAUGGUGGUAGAGAAGUUAUCGUUGAAGGGGGAGGACACAUUGGAAUUGAGUAUGGGCAUGAGUAAUGAUUUUGAGGGCGCAAUUGCGAUGGGCAGCAACCAGGUCAGGGUUGGGAGUACGAUUUUUGGGGCUCGUCCACCCAAGGGCGAGGCAAAGUCAUAA
Molecule: messenger RNA, 906 nt
Organism: Trichophyton rubrum CBS 118892
Lineage: Eukaryota; Fungi; Ascomycota; Eurotiomycetes; Onygenales; Arthrodermataceae
Product: YggS family pyridoxal phosphate enzyme
Exons: 1
Coding region: 1-906 (301 amino acids)
Cellular component (GO): intracellular anatomical structure
Molecular function (GO): pyridoxal phosphate binding
Source: RefSeq, a predicted model, not a curated record